AUGUCAGAGGUUAGAGGUGUUAGACGUCGUGCCUUCCAUGUAACAAACAAAGGCUCAGAUUCAGACGAGAGCGAUUGCGACUCACGCCCGGUCGCCCACUCUUGGUUUUCCCAUCUAUCUUCCCCUACGAACUCCUCAGCAGAGAGAGAGUCUCCCCCGACACCUCACGAUCCCCCAGAACCCACAUAUCCUCCGGAGCAACCUAUCAUCCGUCCUGCAAAGGUCCUUCAAACUAUUGUACCACCACCGUUUCAUCCCCCAUCGUCUACAGUUCCUGUUAGAAAUGGCCUCCCAAAGCGUCCUCCAACCCCUCCUUCAUUAUCUCCACCAGAACCCCAUACGUCCUCAAGUCCCCGUCCGAGUCUCACCAUCACUGACAAAACCCUCAUUCUAGUUACCUCCGACUCUUCUUUGUACGCCAAUGUGGAAAUAACUGGAGCAACGAACGCAGCUUAUAUCAGAGAAAAAAUCUUUACAGCACUAAACAUUUUUGACGAUGAAGAUCAAUCCCGUUUUUCAAUUUAUCGUACCGAGAUCGGUCAAUAUGCCAUAGGCGAUGCCUAUACUGAUGAUAGGCUUUUUGAGCUCUGUCGCACUGCUGGCGAUUCGAAAGGCUCCCUCGUGCUACUCGUUUCCCAUACUUCCGCCAAUGUACAUGACUCUUCUUAUCGACCACCCAUACAACCCGCACAUUCCUUCACACCACCAGUCCUUCCCCCACAGCAGCAACAACAAUACGACAAUCCACCUCCACAGCCCUAUCCUCCAUUAUCAUUGCAACCACGUCGUUCAUCCAGGUCACGGCAUGGCAGCGUAUCCUCUACAAGUGAACAUGCUGGCUAUGAUGCCGAUCUCGAUAAUCCAGAUCGUGACAACAACCAUCGCAACACAAUACGUCCUCCCCCACACCAGCUCCUUACCGGCGCUUCAGUGCCACCUCCUUCAUCCCCUCUUGCCAAUCGCCGUCCCAGUGCUCCUCAAGCCAGGUCCGGUAGUCCGCCAACAUCUAUGCCCAGUAACGUUCAGGUAGAACGUAACAGGGAAAGAGAAAGGGACCCACAUAUUGAAAAAUUUGGAAACGGAUUACAGGUGCCUCUCCCACCACCUCCACCCCUCUCACCGAACCGUCCAACGUUUGCAAACGAUGACACCUCGUUGACCCCGCGUAUGCACACACACGCUCGUGCAGGAUCGGAAACUGCUGCGGAACAGCCGACUUCUGACCAAGUGCGGGAUUGGCGCGUUCAACCGCCUUUCACGAGAAACCGACCAGAGCCGCAUCGUCGACCAGUAAGACAAAUCACGGACCACGAUACCUUAGGACGAGCUGAGUCGUGGGUGAUGGUUCCCUCUAAUACCAAAGUACCAGAAGAACCACAAACCCAGCAGUCUCCAGCUCCGCAAGACAAUACACGCCGAUCACCAGGUACUUCACGGGCAGCUCGACAGCAAAUAUCCUCUCCCCAACGCUACAAGGCCACUUCUCCUUACUCUGGUCGCGGCCUUAAUAUCCCUCCACCUCCAAGAAAUGCGCCCCCACCUGUUCCGAUAAAUGGUUCCGAAACUCAUGGGCGGCUAACAUCUCCUUCACGACCCGCAGGUCAAACCGUACCCGCCAAUUGGACGGUGACCUGGAAAGGAGAACAGAAAAUGAAGGGCGCAAAGAGUAUGGAUAAUUUAAGGCUCGCGUCGUCGUCGUCUUCUCCCUUUGGUGGUGUUAGUUCCUUCAAUCAUCCUUCUACCCUUCAACCUGGUGGUUCGCCAAUCGGGGUGAGACGGCCGCUGAACUCAAGUACCCAGCCUUCUACGAGGACGAAUGGCAGUGGGCCUUUCCUACCCGCCCCCAGUUCUUCGUCUACGACUGCGAGACCUGUCAGACCUUUACCCGUUCAAGGCGGUCCAUCACACAGCCAAUCAAUGGAAUUUACUUCAACUACCAACAAUCGCCUGCCGACUACAUUUACAUCCGCACUGUCACCAAGUCAAGAUCCCUACGCUCGCCCUCAAUCCGCAUUAGGGAACGAUUCCACUGUUUCUCCGCAGAGAGGGCAACAGCAGCGACCAUAUCAAUUACCUGUCACUUUUGGGGGAGAUCCAUCCGACUCAGUUCGUUCACCGCGAGCCCUUUCUCCCACUCAACAUCUUCUCCCUCAUACCAGCAGUUUAGCUUCACGGUCAACGUGUACUCUUCAUGAACGACUGACACCGCUACCUACCCCGCCUCAACCACCUCGCGUAUCUCCUCCGCGCAGUCCGACCAGCCCAAGAAGUCCGCCGAACCAUCCACUCGAUAAGUCUGCUGCAACCGUUUCAGAUGAUUGGCUCGCUAAGUUUUUUGACGCGACGGAAGGUACAGGAACUGUUGUACCACCUCAAAGGACAACUGAGAAACCACCGCUGCCACGCCCCCCUAUACCUGCGCCAUCUUACGUUAAUUCGGGAACCAUCCUCUCGACGAGGUCAACGCAGUCUUCAUAUGAAGAUUCGGAUAGCGAUGGCUCAGGCGGUGGCACUUGGAUCAAACCGCCGGCCCCUAAAUCACCGCAAAGAGGUCCGCCACUCACCUUGAGAGUCGAUAGCUUACCUUCGACAUCUUCUACAUCGGGUGGUCAUCCACUACCGGUGCCCAAUCCGAAGUCGUCAAGUUCUAGAAGUGAAAUUACUACACCACCUACAACAACGGCACCUAACAGACGACCUUCUGGGACUCACAAGAGCACGAAAAGUCGGAUGCGCGGCAGCACGUUCACUACGGUAGAGGAUUCUGGAUGGGCAACCAGGCCCCCACCCGAAGAUAUGUACGAACGUCUGGAAGAAUUCUUUCCUGAGCAUGAUUUGGAUAAGCCCGUUAUUGAAGCCAAUAGCGGUGGGACGUCACCCACCGCUGUGGACCUACCUCCUGUACCUGCUGUGCCUCCCGCACUCGCGGCUGAAGUUGGGACCGGGAAAUCACGUAUCAAAGCGAAGAAAUCGAUACGGAUUGUUGCAGAGGAGCACAAGAAGAGGAUUGACCGCACUUCAAGAGCGUUGGCAGCAGGGGUAGGAGAACUGGAUUAUGCAUCGUUCACGAAUAAUAUGCUAAGGAAGAGAAGUACGAAAUUGUGGGGAAGCAAGUUGGAGGAGGUUACGCCUAAAGCCAGCCCACUACAUCCAGAUUCAUCUCCUGGUGGACCAACGACGUUUAAAUGGGUACGUGGCGAGCUUAUUGGGAAAGGUACCUAUGGACGUGUGUAUCUGGCUUUGAACGCAACAACGGGAGAAAUGAUGGCUGUGAAACAAGUUGAUUUACCUCGAACGGCCAGUGAUAGGAAUGAUUCUAGGCAGAUAACAGUCGUGCAGGCAUUGAAAAUGGAGAGUGAAACGCUGAAAGACCUCGAUCAUCCAAAUAUCGUACAGUAUCUAGGAUUUGAGGAGACACCAGCAAACCUUAGCAUCUUUUUGGAAUAUGUUCCUGGUGGCUCAAUAGGCAGUGUUUUGCUCAAGCAUGGCAAAUUGAGCGAGGAGACCACGAAAUCUUUCACUGGGCAGAUCCUCAGCGGACUGGAAUACCUUCACUCCAAAGGUAUACUCCAUCGAGACUUGAAAGCGGACAAUAUCCUUGUGGAGAUGAGUGGAGUGUGUAAGAUCUCCGACUUCGGUAUCUCGAAGCGGACCGCGGAGAGUAACGGAGCAGAGACAGCUAUGCAGGGCACCGUGUUCUGGAUGGCGCCGGAGGUAGUCAAUCCGCAAGGGAAGAGCUACAACUUUAAAGUCGACAUUUGGAGCGUGGGCUGUGUGGUACUGGAAAUGUUGGCGGGGACACGACCUUGGUUGGGAGACGAAAUGUACGCGGUCAUGUUCAAGCUUUACCAAGAAAAAGUGCCUCCACCAGUACCUAAAGAUGUGGUUCUCUCAGAGCUUGCGGAUGACUUUAGGAGGAAGUGCUUUGCGAUAAAUCCGGACGAGCGUCCGAGUGCGGCUGAGUUGCGAAAACAUAAAUAUUUGGAAUUGCCACCAGGAUGGCAAUUCAGCGGAUUUCCGUUGAAAGCACCAUAA
Marasmius oreades (fairy-ring Marasmius) is the source of this 4035-nucleotide messenger RNA. RefSeq lists its product as uncharacterized. NCBI's taxonomy places the organism in Eukaryota, Fungi, Basidiomycota, Agaricomycetes, Agaricales, Marasmiaceae. Gene Ontology annotation, molecular function: ATP binding; protein kinase activity. The transcript has 8 exons. The record is from RefSeq and is a predicted model, not a curated record. Bases 1 to 4035 code for a protein of 1344 amino acids. Gene Ontology annotation, biological process: protein phosphorylation.